AUGGAAGGAGUUAGUGUCUGCAAGAAAGGUUUAAAAGGGAAGAAAGAUGACCUCUACCAUGUUAUUCAUAAGGUGCCUUAUGGAGAUACUCCUUAUGUCAAAGCCAAGCAUGCUCAGUUGGUUGAUAAGGACCCAGAAGCAGCUAUAGUGUGGUUUUGGAAGGCAAUAAAUGCUGGAGAUAAAGUGGACAGUGCCCUGAAGGACAUGGCUGUUGUGAUGAAGCAAUUGGAUAGAUCUGAAGAAGCAAUUGAAGCCAUCAAAUCUUUUAGAGGCCUUUGUUCUAAACACUCGCAAGAGUCACUUGAUAAUGUUCUUCUUGACCUUUACAAGAAAUGUGGGAAAAUAGAGGAGCAAAUAGAAUUGUUAAAGAGAAAGCUAAGACUAAUCUACCAAGGUGAGGCCUUUAAUGGGAGGACCACAAGGACUGCUCGCUCUCAUGGCAAGAAAUUCCAAGUUUCCAUCAAGCAAGAAACUGCAAGAUUACUGGGAAACUUGGGGUGGGCCUACAUGCAAAAAGAGAACUACAUGAUGGCUGAGGUGGUGUUCAAGAAAGCCCAAAUGGUUGAUGCUGAUGCGAACAAGGCCUGCAACUUGGGCCUGUGCCUUAUGAGACAAUCUCGUUAUGAGGAAGCAUAUUACGUAAUUGAAGAGGUUUUAGAAGGAAAAGUUGCAGGGUGUGAUGAGAUGAAAUCAAGGAAAAGAGCUGAGGAAUUGCUUGAAGAGUUGAAUGGUAAUCUGCCCCAACCUGAGUUUGUGGAUGCUUUGGGCCUUGAUGAUGAGUUUGUCAAAGGGAUUGAUGACAUGCUAAAUGCAUGGAACACAAAUAGAACAAGAAGGCUUCCAAUCUUUGAGCAAAUCUCUUCCUUUAGAGACCAAUUGGCUUGUUGA
Molecule: messenger RNA, 888 nt
Organism: Sphenostylis stenocarpa
Lineage: Eukaryota; Viridiplantae; Streptophyta; Magnoliopsida; Fabales; Fabaceae
Source: the annotation of a GenBank genome assembly